CUCACACUCAUUCAUGUCAUGAUUGAUGUUCCAUAGCGGUCACGACGCUGGUCAUUGACGGACCUCCACUUUUGAUGACGAUGACAACAGGGAGGGCAUUGAUGAUAGCUCGUCAUAUCAUCCGCCCGCCCUGUCACCUUCGCAGCCAAAAGUAUGGAUGUCCACCAGUCACCACCACCAGCGGAGGCAUGCAUAACGGCACACUCGUCUCCUCAUUCACAUCCAUCCAUCCAUCCACACUAUACACACAGCCCCCACGAGCCCUUCUCUCUUGCUGUCUCCUCUCCUUUGCCCAUCAGUCAUGUCUGUACACACACACACACACCAGCCCCCAGCUCUUCGUCUGCCCCUUCACUGACUCCCUCGUUCAUCGUUGAUCGGUCAUGUUUGCAUGAUCUCGCUUCCCAUCGAACACCGGCACGGCCCUCGCAUCCUUAGCCGACACCCCCUGCAGCAGCACGGCUGGCGACCUUCGCGUCACCUGGCUGAAGAGGCCCCGCGUGUGUCUGUUGCCAAUGGGUGAGAGGAGGCAGUCGGUCAGCAAGAAGGUCCACACGCCGUCGAGCGCCUUGUAGCCCCACACCCUGCCCUGGACGAACAGCCAUGACAGCAAAGCGCAGCCAUCAAGCCAUCCAUCCAUCUGGGGUCCCCUCCUCACUGCUCACCGUGAGAGUGUACUUGAGGCGUCUGUCCACGGAACGGAAAGCAAUCUCGGCGGCCUGAGGAAGCAAACGACACUCGUGAGGCAAGUGCGUCGCGCUGGUGUGUGUCUGCCUGCCGACCUCAUCGAACUGUGGCAGUAUUCUGUUCAUGAGUUUCUUGACGUCGAGGUGCGGGUAUUCGGUGGAGAGCUCGUAGAGCACCUGCAUGAGCGCACUGCCGAGGGCCGUGUGGCGGUACACCGACCUGCAAGAGGUGCGCUCGCGGUCAUCCAAGUACAUCGGUAGGCAGUGACCCAGAGCAAGAUCUCAGGUAUUCAUAUUCAUAUCUCAUUCAUCUUAUCUCAGCG
This is a messenger RNA of Vitrella brassicaformis, 1009 nucleotides long. Lineage: Eukaryota; Vitrellaceae. The record is from the annotation of a GenBank genome assembly.